Molecule: messenger RNA, 1459 nt
Organism: Cornus florida
Lineage: Eukaryota; Viridiplantae; Streptophyta; Magnoliopsida; Cornales; Cornaceae
Product: methylsterol monooxygenase 1-1-like
Exons: 5
Coding region: 217-1125 (302 amino acids)
Biological process (GO): sterol biosynthetic process
Molecular function (GO): C-4 methylsterol oxidase activity; iron ion binding
Source: RefSeq, a predicted model, not a curated record
AAUACAACACAGUACAGAACCGAAGUGCAGAUAAGUCAAAAGUCUCACAUGACUGCCUCAUAAAACUAACACUUGCUGGCCUUGUCGUUUGAACAUUCCCGCAUAUUUUAACCAACAACCUGACAACUCACUCCCACACACACACACACUGUGAAACUGUGAUCCCUCUUCUCUAUCCUCCCCCACAACCCAUUCCUCCGCCGAUCUCCGCCGCCAAUGUUGCCCUACAAGACCGUCCAGGAGGCGGAGGCCGCCCUCGGCCGAUCACUCUCCACCGCCGAGACCCUCUGGCUCAACUACUCCGCCUCCAAAUCCGACUACUUCCUCUACUGCCACAACAUCCUCUUCCUCUUCCUCAUCUUCUCCGUCGUCCCCCUCUUCUACAUCCUCCUCGAACUCGUCUACAACAAAACCCUAAUCUACAAAAUCCAACCCAAAGUCAAACUCUCCUAUUCCGAAACCUUCCGAUGCUACAGAGACGUAAUGCGCAUGUUCUUCCUCAUCGUCGGCCCUCUCCAACUCGUCUCCUACCCUUCCAUCCAACUGAUUGGGAUUAGGUCGAGUUUGCCAUUGCCAUCACUGGGUGAAAUUGUUGCACAAUUGAUAGUGUAUUUCAUAGUUGAGGAUUAUACCAACUAUUGGAUCCAUCGGUUUCUGCAUUGCAAUUGGGGGUACGAGAAGAUUCAUAAGGUUCACCAUGAAUACACGGCGCCGAUAGGGUUUGCGGCGCCGUAUGCACACUGGGCGGAGGUUUUGAUCCUCGGAAUCCCGUCAUUUCUAGGGCCGGCGAUGGUCCCGGGGCAUAUGAUCACGUUCUGGCUGUGGAUUGCUUUGAGGCAGAUUGAGGCCAUUGAGACUCAUAGUGGUUAUGACAUUCCCUGGACCCCCACAAAGUAUAUUCCCUUUUAUGGUGGUGCAGAGUACCAUGAUUAUCAUCAUUAUGUCGGUGGACAAAGCCAGAGCAACUUCGCUUCAGUGUUCACUUACUGUGAUUACAUCUAUGGAACUGACAAGGGCUACAAGUAUCAAAAGAGGCUCCUACGUCAGUUGAAAGAUGAACCAAAGAGCAAUGGACAUCAAAAUGGAGGCUCAUACAUAUCUACUAGAGAUGUUAAAUAUGAGUAGCUGCAGAACUUCCGGACUUCCGACUGACUGUUGCUUCUUCCGGUAUGCUUCUCAAUAGUGACAACUUUGUGGAACCUUUUGUUCAAGUUGACGUUGUCUGUUGUUCUCACUGUGCCAGUCUGGUAAAUUAGAAACUCUUAGUGCUUCAGAUGGGGAUUAACUGGGAGUUUCUUAGAAUUGUGAUCUUAUGUAGUUUGAGGGGAGGGUGUUAAAUAUUGUGCUAAGAUUUAGAACCUGAACUUUCUGUUUUUUGACAUAAUGUUCAAAUUAGUAUGUUUAUAAAUUUGGGCUCAUUGAUUCUGAAUGUGAAUUUCAAGAUGAGAUUCUAUCUGCA